Messenger RNA from Schistocerca nitens (vagrant locust), 1362 nucleotides. RefSeq names its product facilitated trehalose transporter Tret1-2 homolog. Gene Ontology annotation, molecular function: sugar transmembrane transporter activity. Lineage: Eukaryota; Metazoa; Arthropoda; Insecta; Orthoptera; Acrididae. Gene Ontology annotation, cellular component: membrane. Gene Ontology annotation, biological process: carbohydrate transport; transmembrane transport. The record is from RefSeq and is a predicted model, not a curated record. Bases 1 to 1362 code for a protein of 453 amino acids. The transcript is spliced from 6 exons.
AUGACGUCGGGUCUCUUUAGAGCUGACUACUCGCUGGUGAUGCUUGUCCCCGUGGUGGCUGGGAGAGUGAACCUAGCGACGGUGUCUGCGGGCGCGGUCAUGGCGUGGUCGUCGCCGGCGCUCCCGCUGCUGCCGGGGCUGGGCGGCGCGCAGGCCUCGUGGGUGGGGUCUCUGCCGUCGCUGGGGGCGGCGCUGGGCCCCUGGCUGGGCGGCUGGGCGGCGGACCGCGCGGGCCGCCGCACCGCGGCGCUGCUGUCGGCGCUGCCGCUCGCCGCCUCGUGGGUGGCGCUUCUCUUCGUCCGGCAGCGGCCGCUCUGGCUGUGCGCCGUGCGCUUCUUCUCCGGCAUCGGCGUCGGGCUCGUCUACGCCGUGCUGCCCAUCUACUCUGCGGAGAUCGCACAGGCAGACGUCAGAGGGGCCUUAGGCUCACUGAUGCAGACGUCGAUAACGGUGGGCUUCAUGAUCGACUACUGCGCCGGGCCGUUCGUGUCGUACACGACGCUGGCAGCCAUCGGGCUGGCGACGCCCCUCUUGUUCGUGGCGUGCUUCGUCUGGAUGCCGGAGUCGCCCUACUACCUGCUGGCUGUCGGGGAGGAAGCCGCGGCGGAGCGAGCCCUGCGCUGGUUACGCGACGUCAAUCGAGACGUCAUCUUCGAGCUCCGUGAGAUAAAGAAAGCCGUGGAAGAGUCUCGGCUGUCGGAGGGCUCGCUGCUGGCUGUAUUCCGGACGCGGCGGUCGCGCCGCGCGCUGGCCAUCUCGCUGGGCGUGGUCUGCGCCGAGCAGCUGGCGGGCAUCAACGCGGUGCUCUUCUACACGCAGAGCAUCUUCGACGCCGCUGGAGGCGACGUGGACAGCCGGGUGGCGCCCAUCAUCGUCAGUGGCGUCAUGCUGCUCGUGUCGUGCCUGGUGCCCUUCCUGGUGGACCGCCUGGGCCGCAAGUUCCUGCUCAUCUUCUCCUCCACGGGCAUGUCUCUCGCCCUGGCAGUUUUUGGGGCUUUCUUCUACCUCAGCGAAGCGGGCCACAACACGGAGGACAUCGGCUGGCUUCCGCUGACUGCCCUUGUUUUUUACAUCUUCGUCUAUACUCCAGGCUACGGAGGACUGCCUUUCACCGUAGCGGGUGAAGUGUUCGCUCCGAAUUUGAAGGCCGUCGCAAUGCCGAUGGCUGCCUUCGUGUCGUGGUUCAUGUCCUUCCUGGUCACCAGAUUUUUCGGAGACAUCACAGAUGCCCUUGGAAACUACGGAGCGUUCUUCGUGUUCUCGUUAUGUGCUCUGCUCGCAUCACUCUACGUUUACUUCUUUGUUCCAGAAACAAAUGGGAAAACGUUAGAGGAAAUACAGAUAAUGCUCGAGAAUGGAUAG